Zingiber officinale is the source of this 1770-nucleotide messenger RNA. Its product is annotated as amino acid transporter ANT1-like. The record is from RefSeq and is a predicted model, not a curated record. Lineage: Eukaryota; Viridiplantae; Streptophyta; Magnoliopsida; Zingiberales; Zingiberaceae. Gene Ontology annotation, biological process: amino acid transmembrane transport. Gene Ontology annotation, molecular function: amino acid transmembrane transporter activity. The transcript is spliced from 3 exons. Gene Ontology annotation, cellular component: vacuolar membrane. Bases 135 to 1445 code for a protein of 436 amino acids.
GUCAAUCAUUAAAUGGCUCUCUUUACAAAGUUUGGGAGGGCAUUUGAGGCCGCCCGCUGGGCGUAGGAAUUUCAGUGCUGCUGGGAAACUCUCGGCCGCGGCGUCGGUUCUGACGACGGACAAGGUCGGCGGAGAUGGGGGAGAGCGGGCGAGCCCCGCUGCUGGAGGCAACCGACGCCGCUUCGUCUGCAGGAGCUCGCGGGAGGGCUGGGGUUGGCGGCGGCGCGACGGCGGCGCAGACGCUUGGGAACAUCGUGGUGUCUGUCGUGGGAACGGGCGUUCUGGGUUUGCCCUACGCCUUCCGGGUCGCCGGAUGGCUGGCCGGAUCAAUCGGCGUCGCUCUCGCCGGGAUUUCCGCGUUUUACUGCAUGCUUCUUCUGGUACAAUGUAGACAAAAACUAGAAGAAAAAGAAGAAACAAAUGAGUUUCCACAUGCACUGAAUUAUGGCGAUUUGGGAGCAAAAGCCUUUGGGUCAAUCGGGCGUUGUGUAACUGAAUUUCUUAUCCUUAUUGCCCAAACUGGUGGCUCCAUUGCUUAUGUAGUCUUCAUUGGCCAAAAUCUUUCAUCUAUUUUCAUGGCAAUUAAAACAGAGGAUCAUACUAUUAUGCCUGUUGUCUUCAUUUUUGCUCUAUUUCUUCCCCUAGAAAUUGCCCUUUCCUUUAUCCGUUCUCUUUCUUCCCUUGCACCGUUCAGUGCUUUUGCUGAUAUCUGCAAUGUUCUUGCUAUGGCAAUAGUCAUCACAGAAGACUUUCAAAGAUUCGACAAAUCCUUUGCGAAAAGGCCUGCUUUUAAUGGUCCUUGGGGAUUACCAUUUGCUGGAGGUGUGGCGGUUUUUUGUUUUGAGGGCUUCAGCAUGACAUUAGCAUUGGAGGCCUCAAUGGCUGAGAAGAGGAAGUUUCCUUUGGUGCUUUUGCAGGCAUUUACUGGCAUUAUGGUUGCCUAUAUAUGUUUUGGAAUAUUCGGUUACUUAGCAUAUGGAGAGGAGACCAAAGAUAUAAUAACACUUAACCUUCUCGACAAUUGGUCCGGUAUCGCAGUAAAGGUUGGUCUAUGUAUUGGUCUAGCAUUCACGUUCCCGAUAAUGGCACACCCAAUUAAUGAAAUCAUCGAGACAAAGCUGAGGUCAAGAAAAUGGUUUCAGAAGCUUAGUCACAGUGCACCAUUUGGGGAGUGGUUAUUUUUCCAUGGGAGCCGUAUAAUUGUGCUUAUAAUGCUGUGCGUAUUGGCUUCUUUUGUUCCAGGUUUUGGAAACUUUGUCUCCUUCGUCGGUAGCACCAUCUGCGCGUUACUUUCGUUUGUUUUACCAGCUUCAUUUCACCUCAUUUUUCUUGGCUCUGAAAUGCGGCUAUGGCAGAAAAUAUUGGAUUAUGGUAUAGUUCUUGUUGGUGUGGCCUUCGCUGUGCAUGGAACAUAUAAUGCGAUCGCAGGCAACCUGUCUAAUUGAAAUCUCGGCGAACAAAGCCAUGGAUAGAUCCUUAAGUCGACAAUCACUUUGAGACUAGAGUGUUUCAGAUGGCAGGGGACUAUCCUAUGUAUUAAAUUUCAAGAUGCAGCAGAAUAACUUUGGUAAAUUAUUCUAUGCAGAUAAAUGAUAAGCUGUUCUUCCUUUUCAACUUGAUUCCUUUCUUAAUGAAUGUCUUAGUGUUUCCAUAGCUUGCUUAAACUGCUGAUAAUGCACUGCAUUGUAGUUUUAUCCAAUGAACUGUAUGUGUUCUUGGUUGUUUUUAUUGAUUACAGAGAGAAAUAAGAUGGGCAAAAGUCAAAAGGCA